Rhizoctonia solani is the source of this 2817-nucleotide messenger RNA. Its product is annotated as Transposase family Tnp2 protein. The coding region runs from base 1 to 2817 and encodes 938 amino acids. The transcript is spliced from 8 exons. NCBI's taxonomy places the organism in Eukaryota, Fungi, Basidiomycota, Agaricomycetes, Cantharellales, Ceratobasidiaceae. The record is from RefSeq and is a predicted model, not a curated record.
AUGAGCGAUACCAGCAAAGUUCUUCAAAAUUGCCCAUGCUGCGGCGACCUACUUGGUCCCCAACAAAUCGAGCGACACCUGCAGCUAACUGUCGCCACAAUGGACCUUGACUCAGAGUCAGACUCAGACAACAACAACAACAACAGCUUUGACAUGGGGGUUGAAAUUGCGCAUUACAAAGAGAAUGACCUGUUACCCGCCAAUGUAGAUUUUUCCGAAUUAGAAGACCCCCCGCAACAAAACCCAGGAGACCUGGGCCAUUUCGAAAUGCCCAGUCUAUCUCUUGAUGAGCCCCCACUACCGCACAACCUCAUUCAUCAUAAUCCGCCCGUAAACAUACAAACAUGGCCCAACCCGCCUUCAGACAACCCCAACUCCGACUUAGAAGAUGAGCUAGAGCUUAGUUGUCAAAUUAUCAAUGGCCCUGAUUGCGACCCUGAGUACGUUGAACGGGACAAUGUUGAUGUCCCCCAUGUCAACCCCAAUGACAAGCCCAGGCUCACCGAGGAGGAGAUGCGCAAGGCGCUGGAAUUUGAUUUUGGCAAUAUGCUUGACAAUGAAUGGGUUGAAAUGUACUCUUGUUCAUUGUCAGAUCACAAUCGCCAAACUCUUCAGCUCUUAGCCACUCGUAUUCGCUCCCAUUUCUUGCGUCAAACGUGGGACGACCUUCGAUUUGGGGCCUGUUUGGAGCUGGAGUUCCCAAGCAAAUUCAUUGCGUACCGCCGGCUCCAAAUCCUCUCAGGGCUCAAAACUCGUGUUUACGACUGUUGCAUCAACUCCUGUAGGCAAAGCAAGGCGGGUCUUCCGCUACACCCCCUUAAUCCCUCAGCUUCAGGGCCUUUUCCAAAACGCACAAAUGGCCAAAAACUCCAAUACCGGGUUGAAUCAGAUGCCAAGUAUAAACCACAUGUUAUUUUCAAUGUGUUCGACAGUGACAACUACCUUAGGCUCCAACAAACACGAGUCCACCCCAACCACCCGUACCACUUUUUUGACAACCCCAAAGAUAUUGCUCUAGGCUUGUCGACAGAUGGAUUUACGUUAUUUAAACGGCGUAGACGUGGGCUUUCCUGUGCUUGGCCAAUUAUAUUGAUUAACUACAACCUUGAUCCUAGUAUCCGCACCCACCUUGAGAAUGUAAUCUGCGUUGGAGUUAUUCCGGGCCCAAAACAACCCAAGGACAUUAACUCUUUUUUUAUCCCCCUGCUUGACGAGUUACUAGAGCUUCAACAAGGUGUAUCUAUGCGUGGUAUUUUGGCAGAGCCCGAGGGCAUUCUGUAUGAGUUUGUAUUACGCGCAUUUAUAAUCAUCAUAUUUGGUGACAUUCUGGCCAUUUUGAAACUCAUGAUGAUAAAAGGGCACAACGCGUUCUCGCCUUGUCGCACCUGUCUUAUUGAGGGCCAGUUGUGCCAAUUGAAGCAAACAGCUGUCUAUUACGUGCCUUUGAGGCUCCCGGGCCCAGGUCAAAUACGCCAGUGGUCCCACGAUGCCCUUCCAAUUCGAACUCAUGAACAAUUCCUACGGCAAUAUGCCAAGCUGGGUGCGGCAAGAACACAGGCCGAGCGUGAAGAAAUUGCUCGAAAUUCAGGCAUUAACGGGGAGCCCAUAUUUACGCAGCUUUGUUCAAUUGACCUCCCCUCAAAUUUCCCUUACGACAUUAUGCACUUGCUGUUUGAGAAUCUUGUCCCGAAUAUGGUCAAACACUGGACUGGGGACUUCAAAGGACUUGACAAAGGAACCGGAACUUACAGAAUAUCAAAGGCCCAAUGGAUGAUGGUUGGACUACUCACGGCUUGGGCCACUCGAACAAUCCCUUCUGUGUUUGUUGGUACCCUGCCAGAUAUUGCUCAAGACCGGAGCUUAUUCAAAGCAGAGGCUUACUCAUUCUGGAUACAAUACUUGGCUCCAAUCCUCCUCAAGGAUGUCAUGCCGCGAAAGUAUUACAACCAUGUUCUUGCACUUCGCGAAAUUAUUUUAUUAUGUCUCCAAUUCAAAAUUACCCGCAUCGAAGUCGACGAAUUACAGGCAAUGAUAAACAAUUGGGUACUCAAGUACAAAAUGUACUACUACCAAUAUCGAACAUCUCGGCUCCCCACAUGCCCCCUCACCAUUCACGCCCUCCUGCACAUACCUUAUUAUAUCCUACGAACUGGGCCUCUCUGGGCCUCGUGGGCCUUCGUCAUGGAGAGAUUCUGUGGGCGGUUAUUACCAGCCGUCAGAAAUCGCACUCGGCCAUACAUCCAACUCGAUAAUUAUAUCGAACGGCGCGCACAGCUGCAACUUGUAGCAAAAAAGUAUGAUAUUCCCACACUCACAAAGGCUUACGUUAAGCCCAGUCACCCCAACGAGGUGCAAAUGUCGACUCAGGAAAUCGCUUAUCCACAAUUAUUAGGACGACCUAUACACUACAAAGUUACACUCGACAAAGUUUUAAAAAAGCAGCUGAUCGGGUAUUUUAACCUCGUGUACCCAGGACGCAAGCCACAAGACCAUGUCAAUAGUAUCGAUGCCGGCUCACUUAUUCGGUACGGACAAUUCCGCAUUGAUGAUGGCGACCGGUUUCGUACCGCGAUUAUGAUUGAUCGGGACCCGACUGCACGAGAUAACUCAUACAUUAAGGCAGGUACAAUUUCCUCCACUUCUCUUACCAGUAUCUUACGUUUUUAUCACACUAGUACGACCUUUGCCCGGACCGAUAUGCGUCCUUCAGUAGCCAACGCGACCGCCCGAUACGGGAAGUUCAAUAUGGCCGGCUGCACGAUAUUUAUUAUGUCGAAUACAUCGAACCGUAAGCUAGCUUUAGUUGGAAUCACUUGA